AUGUUCACCCACACUUUGAUUUUAGUAUUGUUAUCAGCCCAGCUAACUGCUACAACAAAUAAUACGUCAGACCAAAGUGAUAUUGUCAGAUAUGGACAAGAAUCUUCUACUAAUGGCUUUCAACAUGGAUCUAAAGUAACUGUCGCUGAUAUUAUAAACUUCACUUCUAUUUUAAAUGUGACUAGUAAUAGUCCUGAUAAGAAUAUGCAUGAGGUAAAACACUCAAAUGAGGAUUCGUUAAAAAACACCCUGAAACAGAUCGAUUAUAUCCAAAAUGUGUAUAUUCUUCCACCAGUUUGUUCUGUUGGUUUGGUUGGAAAUUCCUUAGUUGCAUUAGUUUUAUUUGAACAAAGCCGUACUAACUCUUCGUUUGUAUAUAUGUUGGCACUGAUUGUCUCAGACAUAAUCAGCUUAAUUUCAGAUAUGUUGGCUUCACUGUCUUUGAUUCUUCAACAGUUUGUUUCUGAAGCAUCAGAGAAAAUACUUAUCCAAGUCCGAUAUUGGAAUCUGAUAUUUGUAUCAUACAUUUUUCGAUGUACUGCUAUUAAUAUUUUAUGUGUACUAUCUGUUGAAAGAUUCAUAGCUAUUAAAUACCCAUUUCACCUCAAGUCAUCUAUUACAGUGAAGUAUCCAAUGAUUUUCCUGUUUAUUUCUUUAUUUCUGGCAGUUUUAACUAAUAUACCAAAAGUAAUAAACAUCAAAUUUGCAGAGAUUAAGGUAGAAGGAACAAAUGAUACUGCCUUUAAACCUAUUUGGACGCAAUUUUAUAUGCAAAAUGAGGAGCAGGCAGGUACAAUUAUUCUUAUCUCGAAAAUCUUAACUGGACCAGUCCCAAUAGUCUUGUUUUGCGUAAUGAAUGGACUCAUUCUCCAUGGAAUAUACCUUAACAAGAGAAUGCUUUCUGCCCUAGGUGCUAGUAAUGUAAGUCGAAACCGAAGCAUUAAAAAUGUUCAAAUCAAGUUGUGCAAGAUCUUUCUUGUGCUUUGUCUGACAAACAUACUUGCAUUUCUACCAAAUUCUCUCAUUAUAUUUAUUGGAAGGCUUUUCCCUGAUUCCGGACUAAACAAUGUGUCAUCAGAAACUUCAAGAUUUUUCAUGCAUGCUGGAAAUAUUCUCCGUGUCCUGAACAGUGCUAGCGAUUUUAUUGUCCUUAUUGCUAUGUCUUCUGACAUCAAUGAUGCUGUGAAGAAGAAGUUUAUAUGUAUCAGUACGCAAUUUCGUAAUACGGAAGACACCGCUUCUACGUUAAAAUUCCAAUCAUCUAGAGUUGAAUGA
Molecule: messenger RNA, 1275 nt
Organism: Mytilus trossulus (common blue mussel)
Lineage: Eukaryota; Metazoa; Mollusca; Bivalvia; Mytilida; Mytilidae
Product: probable G-protein coupled receptor B0563.6
Exons: 1
Coding region: 1-1275 (424 amino acids)
Biological process (GO): G protein-coupled receptor signaling pathway
Cellular component (GO): plasma membrane
Molecular function (GO): G protein-coupled receptor activity
Source: RefSeq, a predicted model, not a curated record